GUUAAAAUGAUGAUAUUUAGACUAUACAUAACUCUUUUUCUUUACACAAAAUGUGCAAUUUCCUUAGACCCUUUAGAGUUGCAUUGCAAUUUUUCUAAACAUUUGUUUAAAUAUUUCAAGUACGGUGAAAAAUAUUUAUUUAACUUCGAAAAUAACAUUUCUGAACUUGAAUUGAGAAAUUAUGGAACAGCAGUAAAAUCUCAUGGUGAAAUUGUUAUGAUCAUGUUAGAUUCAUUACGAGAAAUGGACGAGAAGUAUAUCGCAGCGGAUAUAAUGUCAGUUAAUUUAUAUUUGAACAACGUUUCGGGAUCUAUAAAUAUGAUUGGUAAAGACGAAAAUGGCAAAUUAAAUAAAUCUAAAAACUCACAAAAUUUACUGAAAGGCUACAAAAUUCUACAACGUUCAAUAGUAGAAAGAUUGGAAUAUUUUAUAAAUGAAAUGUGUUUAAAAGUAUCAGUUCAAAAUGAUUUCAUUUCCCUAACUAAUUUUAAUGAACCAGUAAAAUACAGCUCGACAGUUUUGCUUAAUGAACUUGAGAAACUUAAUAGUAAAAUAAUUAGAAAUAUGAAAGAAUAUUUGACUCUAAGAGAUAUAUUUGUGAUGGAAGAUAAUAAAACAUUUAAAAAUUAUUGUGACAUAGUAAAACAUUUAGCGUUAGCUUUUGAAAGAAAGUCAUACAAUAAUUUCAAUCCUAAAAAUGUUUUGUUUUAUGAUUUUAUGGAAAAUCGUCCCCCUUUUUUGGAUUUAGAUCUGAUAUCAGAUUGCCAAGCAAAACAAUAUGUUCGAUAUAACAGUGACGAUCAAGUAAAUGAUGUUUUAGACAUUGUUCGAAAUGCCCCGUUAAAACUAAAGAAUAAUAAUAAUCAUCAAAUAAAAUUGUCCGAUAUGUUUCGUUUCAUCAAGUUUGACUUUGACUUUCAAAAUAUACAAGUAUUCAAAAAUAUGUUAAACUUAGCAACAGUUCGCCCAAUUAUGUUGAUUAUACGAUUUUAUUUUUUUUUAGUUCAAAAUUUUGUUUCAAUUUGUAAAUUUCGAGUUAGCGAAUCAAUAACUCUUCUGAAAGAUAAAAUCAUUGAACUGGGUCAACAAAUUAUUAAAAUUAUGAAAUCAUUUAUGGAUUUAAACAUGUAUGAUAAAUUUUUAAAAAGAAGCUUGAGCCGUAUCUUUAUUAAGACAUAUGAAGUUAUAUCAUCAUUUAAAGAACGUAAUGAUUUGGUUACAAAUAGUGAAACGCAAAGUAUAUUAAAAAUUUACUGUACAUACUUGAAAAGAUUUUUUUUGAAUAAUAACUACAGUGAAAAUAUACAUGUCACAGUGUUGAAUAUUAGUAGUAUAUAUAAUAUAGCUACUGAGGAAUUAAAUACAGUUACAUUAUACGUAUCAAAAUUAAAAAGAUAUCAAUAUUGUUUUGAAAUAGCAAAUAAAUUUAUUUUUAAUUCAUUUUUAGAUUGGCGAGGAACUAACAAAACUAUAAAACGAAAUAUUCCUUACAAACUAUUAGGAAAUCAUGAAGACAUAUCUCGACCACUUUUUUUUUCUGGUAUUAAUACAAGUGAUAUAAAAAAACUUAGUCAUAGUUCAAGUGAUGAAAAUGAUCAGAUGAAUAAUGAUGAUGAUAAGGAUUUUGAUGUGACAACUCAGACAUAUUACAAUCCUAAAUAUCUAGUUGAUUAUUUACUUUAUGAGUAAUUUUCAUAAUUUAUUUUCUUUAGAGACGAUUUAAGGAUAAAAUUCACUGUACAUAACACACAAAUACAAUAUAAUGUAAUAUGUUUAUUUAUAUAAUUGGACAAUAAUAAAUAAAAAUUGUAGUUAUCAGUCAAAAAUAUAAAUUAAUCAGCAAAUUCACGUAACUUUUCUCUCUUCGCACUACCCGUUCUAACACUACUCUCCUCAUUCCCCCUACUCCUUCUCAUUUCUUAGAUUCCGCUCCAAUGAUUCGCUUUAUGUGGUUGGCUAAUAAUGAUCCAACUUUCGAAUUAUUUUAAUUAAGUCACGUUUAUGUUUUCUUUUUUUGUGUUAAUUUAUAUCCUGUUUCUAUGUAUAUAUAUAUAUAAAUAUAUAUUUUCUUUUGUUAUUUGUUUCUCAUAAAAAUUUUAUUCUU
Daktulosphaira vitifoliae (grape phylloxera) is the source of this 2104-nucleotide messenger RNA. RefSeq lists its product as uncharacterized. The record is from RefSeq and is a predicted model, not a curated record. Lineage: Eukaryota; Metazoa; Arthropoda; Insecta; Hemiptera; Phylloxeridae. The transcript has 2 exons. The coding region runs from base 7 to 1689 and encodes 560 amino acids.